UGGUGGAUCCGUGAUCAAUACUUGUGGUCUUUGCCAUUUUAAGAUAGUGUCUUCUUGUACUUGUAGUGAGAAUUUGUGUUUCGCAUGAAAGAUAGGUUUUUUUUUUUCAUCUUCUAAGCUUUUAAGGCUCUUGAUCUGUUGGGCUCUGGUUUCUAUAUCUGUUUUAAGGUUACUGGUUUGGGAGCGAAUUGUUGAAUAUAAAAUUUGGGUGAUGAGGGCGUGGGAUUGGUGAGGAUUUGGAGGGUUUUUGGUAUGUGUAUCUUGCUAUUUGAUUCCUUGAGGAGGUGAGAGACGGAGUAAAUGUCGCUCAAGAGCAUCAUUCAAGAUAUGAAGGGUGAUUUUGGUAGCAUCUCGCGAAAAGGGUUUGAAGUGAAGCUAGGUUAUGGGUUACGAUCGAGAUCACAUCGGGUGGUUCAGGAUGGUUUCGUCCCAGUCGAUGCUAUGAAGCAGAGCUGUUGGGCUAACAUGCCACCAGAGCUUCUGAGGGACGUGCUUAUGAGGAUAGAAGCAUCAGAGACUACCUGGCCCCCCAGGAAGCAUGUGGUUGCUUGUGCUGGGGUUUGCAGGAAUUGGAGAGAAAUCACAAAAGAGAUUGUGAAGAUUCCCGAAGUCUCCGGAAAGCUGACAUUUCCAAUUGCCUUGAAGCAGCCUGGUCCUAGAGACUUCAUCUUCCAGUGUUUUAUAAAACGGAACCAAGCCACCCAAACAUACCAUCUUUACCUUGGACUGACUCAAGCACUAACUGAUAAUGGCAAGUUCCUUCUUGCUGCCCGCAAGUGCCGACGUCCUACUUGCACUGACUACAUCAUCUCUCUAGAUUCUGACGAUAUGUCUAAGGGCAGUGGAACUUACAUUGGGAAGUUGAGGUCAAACUUUUUGGGGACCAAGUUUACUAUCUAUGAUGCACAGCCUCCUCAUGCUGGAGCCAUGGUUACAAAAAGUCGCUCCACACGAUUGGUGGGUUUGAAACAGGUCUCUCCCAGAGUCCCUGCUGGCAACUACCCAGUAGCACACAUAUCAUAUGAGUUGAAUGUUUUAGGUUCCAGGGGUCCAAGAAGGAUGAAUUGUAUAAUGGAUGCCAUCCCUGCCUCUGCAAUUGAACCUGGGGGUGUGGCCCCCACACAGACUGAAUUCCCCCUUAGUAAUCUGGAUUCCUUCCCUUCUCUUCCCUUUUUUAGAUCCAAAUCAAUCCGUUCAGACAAUGUCCUAUCAGGGCCUUUGACUACACCAAAAGAUGGAUUGCUUGUGUUAAAGAAUAAGGCUCCUAGGUGGCAUGAGCAACUCCAAUGCUGGUGUCUGAAUUUCCGUGGACGGGUGACGGUUGCUUCGGUGAAGAACUUUCAAUUGGUGGCUUCUCCAGAGAAUGGACCCGCAGGGCAGGAGCAUGAGAAAGUCAUCCUUCAGUUUGGGAAAGUGGGGAAGGACUUGUUCACCAUGGAUUACCGGUAUCCACUCUCAGCAUUUCAGGCAUUUGCUAUCUGCCUCAGCAGCUUUGACACCAAGAUUGCUUGUGAAUGACAAUCAGCUGUGUUUGGAGGAUCUUCCUGGGGUUUCAUGAAAGUGAUGGAAAGUAAUCAGAAUUCAGCUAUGCAAUGCUAAAUGCUGAGACUGGUGGACUGCAAUGGAGCUGCAAGUUUGUCUCCCGAGUCUCUUUUUUUUUUCUGUUUUUCUUUCUUGUAUAUUUUGGUUGGUGUACAUAAAUAUUUCUGGAAGAUUGAGACAUUCAGGUCGAGCAAUUGGGUUUGGGAUCUUUAGAAGCUAUUGUAUGUGUCUCUCGUCACUCAAACCAAACCUGAGGCUUGAGUUUU
This is a messenger RNA of Telopea speciosissima, 1808 nucleotides long. RefSeq names its product tubby-like F-box protein 3. The record is from RefSeq and is a predicted model, not a curated record. The transcript has 6 exons. Gene Ontology annotation, molecular function: protein binding. The coding region runs from base 301 to 1518 and encodes 405 amino acids. Lineage: Eukaryota; Viridiplantae; Streptophyta; Magnoliopsida; Proteales; Proteaceae.